This is a messenger RNA of Penicillium griseofulvum, 1605 nucleotides long. RefSeq names its product H3 histone acetyltransferase RTT109. The record is from RefSeq and is a predicted model, not a curated record. Gene Ontology annotation, molecular function: histone H3K56 acetyltransferase activity. The transcript has a single exon. Lineage: Eukaryota; Fungi; Ascomycota; Eurotiomycetes; Eurotiales; Aspergillaceae. Gene Ontology annotation, cellular component: nucleus. The coding region runs from base 1 to 1605 and encodes 534 amino acids. Gene Ontology annotation, biological process: DNA damage response.
AUGGCGGCAGAUCUGGGAGAUCUCUUGGCCAAGGUGCUCCCCACCGGAGUUGAGAUCACCGUUCGCCAUAUCUCGUCAACACCCACUCCAUGCGAAGCUCUCUUUGCAGCUGCGCCGGGCCAGAUAUCCGAGCCCACAUUCUGCGAAAAUCAUUUCCUCUCGGUAUCAAUUGACUCUAAUGAUGAAGGUGAGACAAUUGUCUUCGGAAUGGAGGUGAUGGUCUACAACACGGCCCACUUAACCACCAUCUUCGUCUCCAAGGCCGACUCGACUGGUUUACUGCAUCUCCUAAAAUUGCCGCGCAAGGUAUCUGUCCUGAGGCUGGUCUCCAACACAUUUCUCUCAUUUCUGGCUCGAACCCGCCAACGGCCCGGUGUACGUCUCGUGGUAUCGCUGUUCGCCCGUGCCCAGAAUCAGUACCUGUUCCCGGGCAGCAUUGAGAACACCGAAAAGCACGUUCUAGACGAUCGAGGCCUAAUCAAGUGGUGGUGCCGUGUUCUGGAUCCAAUCCUACGCGAGCAUGAACCAGAAUCUGCUCUUCAAGAGGCGAAAGCGUUGGAUCAAACAGUCGAGGCUGCCAAGGCCUCUGCUACCGCAUACUUGAUUGUUCCAAGUUGUGACCGCUUUGAGACACGCAACUUUUUCCCUGCUACAGCCAAGACCGACGCGCAGGAUCGCCCACGGUGGCUCAACAGCUACCCACUGAAACAAUUGUGCCACGACCCCUCGGCUCCUCCCCGCUGCUUGGUGCCUCGUUUCCCGGAUGAUCCCAAAACUCGUUUCCUCAUCGACCUGGAUGGUGAACUUCCCGAGGAGAAGGAAGAUCAGCCUACCGCCGCUAAUGCCGGACGCUGGCGUAGCGUACGGUCGUUGGACCAAUUCUGGGAGAUGAUGUCUUUCCGUCAAGAAUGCUCUGCUGGUCGUUUAGUUGGCUUUCUGUGGUUGGUCAUCAAUCCUCCUGGUCUGAUGAACUCAACGUCAAUGGAAAGCCAAACACGCGGUUCAUCUGACAAUGGCCUAGUCUCUAAUGAAACAGAGAUUCCUGGUGUCAUUCCAGGCGAGGAAAAAGUGCAGAAUGGCUCUAGCCAGCCCGAAGAAGUCCCCACAUUGGCGAAGGCAACAGCAAACUCUACGACCGCCGUUAUUGGCUCCAAUAUUCCCCGGGAUGAUGGAUCUAGCACUGUGAACCCUUUCGACUGGCCAGAGGCCGGACGUGGACAAGUCGUCCUCAGCGAAGCAGACUACAAAACGAUGAUGGAUUCUGUUCUAGACCAUUUCUAUGACAAAAAAGAAGUCGUCGCCAGUACUAAAAUCUACGUUGAUCAAGUUUCUUCCCUGGCGGACGAGCUUACAUGGGGCAAGAAGGUUGUAGGCAGCAAUACAACGAGCAGCACUGCUUCCCAGCCUGCCAAUACCAACACCAACAACAUCCUAGAUCUCGGACUGAUCCGCAAGCGAAAGAAGUCAUUGGGCGAGGGCAACACUCCCGUUGUGAAUGAUUCCCAGGCACCAAUUGAAUCGGGAGAGAAACAACCAGCUCCGUCAGACCCGGCUAGUGUCAAUGUACUCAAUGCAAGCUUGGUCCGAAAGAAGAAGAAAACAUGA